AAAAAACAUGACCUCACUUUAAAUACAGCUCACCUGACUGGUACGCUACAUUACGGAUUGUCAUUUAUUUAACUUGUCUUCACCCUCAAAACACUGCCUUUUGGAUUUACCGAGAUUGUUGACUUUUCAAAAGUAAGGAUAUUACUAAAACAACAGAGCAAUGGAGUGGAGAAUUAUAUUUGCUGUUCUGUGCCUAUUUGCAGCUUCAUAUGUAACAGCUCAAAAUCAAUCGGCCAUAAAUGCAUCAGCCUCAAAUGCAACGGCCUCAAAUGCAACGGCCCUAAAUGCAACGGCUUCAAAUGCAACGGCUCCAAAUGCAACGGCUCCAAAUGCAACGGCUCCAAAUGCAACCUCUCCAAAUGCAACGGCUCCAAAUGCAACGGCCCCAAAUGCAACGGCUCCAAAUGCAACGGCUCCAAAUGCAACGGCCCCAAAUGCAACGGCCCCAAAUGCAACGGCCCCAAAUGCAACGGCUCCAAAUGCAACGGCUCCAAAUGCAACGGCCGCAAAUGCAACGGCCCCAAAUGCAACGGCCUCUGCCAAUAGCACUACUCCAGUAGAAUUGAAAUUAAGUUUCAGCAUUGCUGAUACUUUCAAGGAUGUCUACACCGACAUGAGUGCUCCAGAAACCGUAACUCUCAUAAACAGCAUUACCAGUCAGAUUGAGCCAGUUUACAAGAAGCGUUUUUCAAAGUUUCUCCGGAUGGUUAUUAAGAAAUUCAGGAGUGGCUCUAUUGUGGUAGAUUCAGCACUUCAAUUUGACAGCAAUAGCACUACUCCUAAUGCGACAGAUGUGAAGCAAGUCCUUACUGAUGCAGCUGCAAGUGGAAACCUGUCCAUCAAAAUCAGCAAUGACACCAUCAACGUUACAGCACCUGCCACACCUGCAACCCCGAAUGUAACAACCCCGAAUGUAACGGCAAAUACGACCACAAAUGGGACAUCUCCAAAUGUAACAGUCGCUGCCAAUAGCACUACUCCAGUAGAGUUGAACUUAAGUUUCAGCAUUGCUGAUACUUUCAAGGACACCUACGCCGACCUGAGUGCUCCAGAUACCGUAAAUCUCAUAAAAAGCAUUACCAGUCAGAUUGAGCCAGUUUACAAGAAGCGUUUUCCAAAGUUUCUCCGGAUGCUUAUAAAGAAAUUCAGGAGUGGCUCUAUUGUGGUAGAUUCAGCACUUCAAUUUGACAGCAAUGGCACUACUCCUAAUGUGACAGACGUGAAGCAGGUCCUUACUGAUGCAGCUGCAAGUGGAAACCUGACCAUCAAAAUCAGCAAUGACACCAUCAACGUUACAGCACCUGCCACACCUGCAACCCCAAAUGUAACAACCCCGAAUGUAACGGCAAAUACGACCACAAAUGGGACAUCUCCAAAUGUAACAGUCUCUGCCAAUAGCACUACUCCAUUAGAGUUUAACAUAAGUUUCAGCAUUGCUGACACUUUCAAGGCCGUUUACUCCGACUUGACUGCUCCAGAAACUGUAACUCUCAUAAAAAACAUCACCACACAGAUUGAGCCAGUUUACACGAAGCGUUUUCCAAAGUUUCUCCGGAUGGUUAUUAAGAAAUUCAGCAAUGGCUCUAUUUUGACAGAUGCAGCCCUUCAAUUUGACAGCAAUGGCACUAUUCCUAAUGUGACAGACGUGAAGCAAGUCCUUAUCGAUGCACUUGCAAAUGGAAACGUGACCAUCAAAAUCAACAAUGACACCAUCAACGUUACGGCACCUGCAACUGUAACACCUGUGACACCUACUAACGCCACAAAUACUACCUCAAAUACUGCACUGUUUACUUUAGUAUUCAGCAUUCUGGAAAACUUCAACGACACUUUGUCAAAUUUGACCUCAUCUGAUGCUAUAACUCUACAAUCAAAAAUCACCAAUCAGUUUGGUAAUGUUUUCAAGAAACGUCAUACAAACUAUCUGCGAAUGCUAAUUAGGAAAUUCAGUAAAGGCUCCAUUGUGACGAACAGUUCACUUGAGUUUAACAGCACUGGCGGUACAGUUGCAGCACAGCAGGUGGUUGACACAAUUAUUGAAGGAAUUAAAAAUGGAAAUUUCACCUUCACAAUCGAUCAGAAAUCCAUCAAAGUUACAGACUCGUCAGGAUUCACAGCGUCCUCCAGUUCUCGAGUGAUCACUAGUAUGCUCACAGUGCUGUUGAUGAGUCUAGCAUCACUUCUGCUGUCAGGAGUGAUCCGCCUAUAAGCACCACAUUCACAUGAAGAAUCAAAGAAAAACUAUUCCUGCAUUUAAACAUGAUUACAUGAAAACAUAUUAUGAAUGAUCAUGUCAUCUUUGAUCUUUUACACUCAUUACAUACUAUUUAGUAAGCAUUCAGAACCAACAACUUAUUGUACUUUGCGCAACACGUUAUAAGCUGUAACAGUUAUCUGAAACAGUAGUCUUAUAUUUAGAGCCAGGUGAUGUAUUUUAUGUCUGAUUAAUGACAUUUUGUUUAUAGCUCUGUUAUGUGUAUGUGUAUACUGAGUUGGAGAAAUAAUGAGGAUAGGUUUUUACAUUUACACCGACUCUGAACAUUUCUCCAUGCCACAGUAAUUGCACAAAUUAAUAUUAUAUAUAUAUAUAUAUAAUUUAGAAAUGGAAUUGUUUUGUUAUGAACAGAUUUAUUUAACCUUUGAGUAACAGAAUCUAAAACUGUUCUUAAAAAUGUUGUGUACUUAUACUGUUUUAUGAGGUUUUUCUUUAAAUAAAGGGGAAAUCUUAUCCUUAUUUUCUGUAAAUGUUUUCAACAUUUUUGUAAUUCUAGAGUUUCUAAAUUUUAUAAAAUAUGAAUGGUAACAUUAGUAAAUUCAUUAGCCAACAUUAACUAACAAUGAUAGUUUUUCAUUAUAUAUGUUAAUGCCAAUACAGUUAUUCAACGGUAUAUUGUUCAUUGUUAGUACAUGUUAGCUAAUACUUUAGUUAAUGUUAACAAAUACAACCUUAUUGUAAAGUGUUACCAUGAUAGUUUUUACAUUUUCUUUUGUGUAAAAACAGCUAAUUUAAAGUCGCCAUGACAAUAAAAUGAAAAAGUAUAA
This is a messenger RNA of Misgurnus anguillicaudatus (oriental weatherfish), 3042 nucleotides long. The record is from RefSeq and is a predicted model, not a curated record. Lineage: Eukaryota; Metazoa; Chordata; Actinopteri; Cypriniformes; Cobitidae.